AGGAGGCUCUUUCUCAGCUGAAGGGCGGGAGGCGGAAGUGGCUCCUCUUGGAGCCUCCGAGGGACUGCGCUCCUCCUCGCUCUCUUAUCCAAGGGAGGAAGGCAAGGCUUUGCAGCCCAGGGAGCCCGAGGGAGGUGGUGCCUCCGUCGCCGCCUGCGAUGCCACCCUUUUCGGGGGCGUCGUCGUCAUGGCAUCCUUGCGGAGUCUGGGCCCGGCUGGGCAGAGGGAAGAGGCGGAGGACGGGGGCGAGCUGGACCGCUCUCUCCAGCAGAUGCUCCGGGCCAUAGUCGAGGAGAGGAACCGCAUCAGCAUCCGCCACGAGAUCAGCGGCCUCGGGUGUUUCAAAGAUGACCGCAUUGUAUUUUGGACGUGGAUGUUUUCCACCUAUUUUAUGGAGAAAUUGGCCUCGCGGCAGGAUGACAUGCUUUUCUAUGUCCGGAGGAAACUCUCCUAUGUUGGCGGAGAUAAUACAGAUGGGAAGAAGCAGGUUGAGGUUGAAGUGUACCGCAGGGAUUCCAAGAAGCUGCCUGGCCUGGGAGAUCCAGAUAUUGACUGGGAGGAGAGUGUCUGCUUGAAUCUCAUUCUUCAAAAGCUGGAUUACAUAGUGACAUGUGCAGUGUGUACCCGUUCCGAUGGAGGGGAUAUCCAUAUUCACAAAAAGAAAUCCCAGCAAGUCUUUGCCUCUCCGAGUAAACAUCCUAUGGACAGCAAAGGGGAGGAAUCAAAGAUCAGCUAUCCAAACAUAUUUUUUAUGAUUGACAACUUUGAAGAGGUAUUCAGUGACAUGACUGUGGGGGAAGGCGAGAUGGUCUGUGUGGAGCUGGUGGCCAGUGACAAGAGUAACACCUUCCAAGGUGUCAUCUUUCAGGGAUCCAUCCGCUAUGAGGCCUUGAAGAAGGUCUAUGAUAAUAGAGUCAGUGUUGCAGCAAAAAUGGCACAGAGGAUGUCCUUUGGAUUUUAUAAAUACAAUAAUAUGGAAUUUGUGCGAAUGAAGGGGCCACAGGGAAAAGGACAUGCAGAAAUGGCUGUGAGUCGUGUUUCAACAGGUGACACUUCUCCCUAUGGUACAGAAGACGGUUCAAACCCAGAUUCCCCUCUGCAUGAGAGAGUGACAUCUUUUAGCACUCCUCCGACUCCAGAACGCAACAACCGCCCUUCCUUUUUCUCCCCAUCCCUCAAAAGGAAAGUACCCCGGAAUCGAAUUGCUGAAAUGAAGAAAUCCCAUUCUGCCAAUGAUAGUGAGGAGUUCUUCAGGGAUGAUGAUUGUGGAGAUUUGCAGAAUGCAAGCAACCUCCGGUCACGGUCUCUGUCUGGAACAGGAAGGUCUCUUGUGGGCUCAUGGCUGAAGCUGAACAGGACAGAUGAAAACUUCCUACUCUAUGCACACUUAACCUACGUCACAUUGCCAUUGCAUCGAAUCUUAACAGAUAUUCUGGAGGUGCGGCAGAAACCGAUUUUGAUGACAUAGCAGAGAACUGGGCACUGCCUUGGAAAACUUGCAGCCAAGUGCCUAAAAAACUAACUACAGUGCUCUUCUGUCACAGCACCACCAUCUAGUGUCAGGAACGUAACGUUACACUGAAAAAGGGAUGUCUAGGAUUACCAGCCAGCCAAUCAAAAGUGCCUCUUCCUUCCUCUGCUAGAAUACUGUAUUCUCACUUUCAAAAUAAAAACUACAUCUCUUUAUAGAGAUGACUGGCAGAAGACUUCAAAUAAACAGACGCAUCACCACAACAGUAGGGUCUGUGUUUAAAAACAAUGCUUUAUGAACAAUUUGUAACAGUGUUUACUUCAUAACUGGAAACCAACCUGUACAGAAUGUAUUAAUCUUUAUAUACUUUGAAAGAAAAGUCCACAGGAUUUCAUACUGAUGUACCAAUGAACUUUGUUUAAUAGACUGUUGAGAACCCUCUGUGUUGCAUUAAAAAUAACUGUGUAUAUGUUUAAAACCUUGAUUAGGAUAGCAGACUAGUAUAAAAGCAAAGGAAAGUUAAGGAUUUAAACUGAAUGCUAACUGGCUACAUGUCGUAGUCCAACUGGAGCUAAGUAGCUUGGUUUUUCUACUUCUGUGAGUGGUAUAAUUUUAAAGAUUGCAGCACAAACAUGAGUCUACAAUUAUAUUUUCUUCAUCUACCAAAGAUCAUUGAAAAGCCCAGCUGAAUUUCUGAAAGAGUGGAAUCAAUGUACAAGAAAUUUACUUGCUGGGUAUGAUUGAUUUGAAUUCCGUUUGGUGAGUAAAUUCGUCUCCAGUAGUGUAGGUGUCUCUAAUACUAAGAAGCAGGAAAACAUUGAUACAAGAACUAGUACAGGGGGAAAAAACCCAAGCCAGCAGCAACAACAACAAAAAACUAAACACACACACACACACACACACCCUCAGCAGACCUCCAAUAGUCACUCUAUCCUACUUACAGGAAACAGGAACCAACUAACAUGGGCUGCUGAAAAGCAUUAUACUUCAUUUUUAAAAAUCAGUUGUGUAUAAUUUAUGAAUUCAACCAGUUUCCAUAGAUCUUGGUUGUAUUAGUUCUGUGAUUUGCCAUACUUUGGUAUACAGAAGCCUAAUUGUUAGGUUCUGCAAAGAAGUACCUCGAUAAUUAACAACAGCAACUAAAUCUUGGAGGUGGAUGAUGAGUAAUAUUUGUUUGUGACCUGUGGACUGUAGAUCAGAUCUGCUGUAUUUAUAACAGAGGAUGCAUAAAAUACAAUUUGGAGUGUAGUGGAGAUAGUUUCACUGUUCUGUGAACACAUCUGUUAAGGAGGUGAGCUUUUUUUUAAAAUGAUUUUUAAGAUUUCAAUUUAAAUUUUGCCUGUGGCUAAUUGGUGCUUGCAAUGUUACAGAUUCUCUUCCCCACCACCAGCAGUUUUGCAACUGUACAUUAAAUAUUUCCGUGUUUUUUGCUUUGUCACAAAGCAGGAUCAACAAAGGCGCAGAGCCUGGGGAUGUUUCUUUCUUCAGAGUCACCCAGCCCAAAUGUGUAUUUUUGAAAAGAAAGGAGAAGGCAGAUAGUCCUGGCUUGAGUCAGAAGGAGAAGGGGGGAAGAUGAGUGUGUUGGUUGAUCCAACAGUGUUUCCUGCCCUCUGUAGUUAUCCUGCAGAUUGUGGUGCUGGGGACAAGCCAGAUUCUUUCCACGACUGAAGAAAACCCCCAGUAAGUGUGGUUUCAGUAAUAGCUUUACUCUUGAAACCUGCUCCAUGAAUGAUAAAUCUCAUGCUUUUUUAGCAGCACAUCCUGUGAGAACCUGAUUGAUCAAAUCUUGUUGACAGUUUUAAUGUGUGGGGAAAAUAAGUAUGUUAUAUGUUUGUGUGUGGGUUCUUCUUAUUUAACAAAACAAAGAGAGGUAGAUUGUUUUUAUUCUAGAGCACUAGAACAAAAUGACUGAAGCUUAUCCCUUGGCAGAAAGAUUGCAUGUCAGGAACACAAACAAGCAAGUGCUCCUCCAGUUCUUUGGAAAUUGCACUGUGCACUGAGAUUGCCAUCAUAACCAACCAUUAAAACAAUGGAGUAAUUUUUUAAAAAUUGUACGGUUACAAAUGAUGUUGUUAAUGUCUACCAUGCAAUUUGAUUUCUUUGUAUCGUGUGUAAAUAAUUAUUUACUUUUCUCUAACCAGAGUCAUAAUUAGGGGUUCAUUUUCAAGGUUGCAAACAGACUGUAGGCCAGGAUUAUGUGUCAUACGGCCCUCCAGAUGUGCUUGGAUACAUGUCCCACAUUUUAGCCAGUGCAGCCAAUAAUGACGAAUGUUGGAGGUUGAAGUCAGACAACAUCUGGUGGUCCAUACGAUUCACACUCCCUCCCCAGACCUUGGCUUUUUUAUUUAAAGAAAGUAUAGUUUCUCUUAAUCACAUUCUUGUCCUAAUGGAAAUAAAGGUGGAGCUCAUUUUUAAUAUCCUCACAUAGGACUAAAUUCAGCGUUAGUCAUUCUGAAAUGAAUGGAAAUUGUUAGUUAACUGAAAUCCUAUUAGAGUGGUCCCUUGUCCACUGGGGUUUGGUUCCAAGAUCCCCCGUGGAUAACAAAAUCCAUGGAUGCUCAAGUCCCAUUAAAUAUAAUGACGCAGCAAAAUGGUGUCCCUUAUGGAAAAUCAAGAUUUGAUAUUUGAAAUUUAUACUUUUUUUGAAACUUUUCAAACCGUGGAUGCUUGAAUCCGUGAAUAAAAAAACUGUGUAUAAGGGCCGACUGUAAUUUUAACUGUAGGCAGUUGUGUAAGUGACUAGACUGGUUUACUGUAAGUAAAGCAGUGGGUGUCUGAAUUCUCUGUUUCAUUUUUUUAAAGAGAAUGAAACUUUCCCCUUAUGGAGAAAGCCAAUGUGUUUUACAGAAGGCUCGGCUAGCUUUUUGACAUACUUAUUUAGUACAUACAGGGGAAACAAACUCUUCACGAUCCAGAGGUAUUGACACUCUUGUGGUGGUAUUCAGUUUCCCAUCUGCUGUUUGAAAUGGUAUAGACCCAACAUGCAAUAUUGGGGGGGGGGUUGUUAUCUUAUUUUUAAAAAGCAAACUGUAUGUAAGAUCAGAGAGGCACUGCUGCCAGGAUUUGCCUCCCAGUGUCACAUUUUCUUUGCAACAUCUUAUUUUACUUGCCCCUAGUGUGACCCUGCAUAUUGUAUAUUUCCAUGCCAUUCAUCAAGUGAAACUGAAUAUCUGAAGGAAACAAUAUGAAUUGGCCAAUCUUAUUAUAUCAUGCUACAGACGAAUGCUGCAGGGAAUAUGAGGGAGAAAUAGUAGGUCUAGCGCCUUACUUAUUGCUAAAUUUACAGUGCAGUCCUAUGUGUGUGACCCCAAAGAUAAGCCCCAUUGUGUUCAGUGGGGCCUGCUUUUAGACUAGUAAAGACAUUAUUAGAGACAAUAUUCAUUUCAAUGCAAGUGCCAAUAAAUGCAUUUGAAGGAACUAA
Messenger RNA from Sceloporus undulatus (fence lizard), 4892 nucleotides. Its product is annotated as KIAA0930 ortholog. Lineage: Eukaryota; Metazoa; Chordata; Lepidosauria; Squamata; Phrynosomatidae. The coding region runs from base 188 to 1468 and encodes 426 amino acids. The record is from RefSeq and is a predicted model, not a curated record. The transcript is spliced from 10 exons.